Schistosoma haematobium is the source of this 7009-nucleotide messenger RNA. RefSeq lists its product as uncharacterized. NCBI's taxonomy places the organism in Eukaryota, Metazoa, Platyhelminthes, Trematoda, Strigeidida, Schistosomatidae. The record is from RefSeq and is a predicted model, not a curated record. Gene Ontology annotation, cellular component: nucleus. The transcript is spliced from 3 exons. Gene Ontology annotation, biological process: regulation of transcription by RNA polymerase II. Gene Ontology annotation, molecular function: DNA-binding transcription factor activity, RNA polymerase II-specific; RNA polymerase II cis-regulatory region sequence-specific DNA binding. Bases 505 to 2973 code for a protein of 822 amino acids.
AGGUCAGCACAUGUGAUUCUCACACUCUUAUUUGCUACACGUCAUAGUCAUUUUUUGGCUGACCAAUCCUUUCCACGUGGCUGGUAAAAAUUUUAUAUUGCGUGAAGAAUGCGUCAGACUGGUUUAUUUUUUGAAAUCGAUCAAAACGAAAGGGAGACGCGUACAGUGUGCAUAUAGCGUGAUGGAAACUUUGAUAUUAACUACGGCAAUAUCAUUGUCAUUGAUGCUGACCUGUUGUUGUACGUAAUACUUACUACGUACUCAUUCUAUGAAUGAAAAAUUAUAGAAAUUAUUUUGGAACAAGACAGGCUUAAGAACUUUCCAGUUUCGUUGAUAAACCUAAAUUGCAUUCAGUUUAAUUCUAAAUAAAAGUAUCUAGAAAAAUAUAUUUGAGGAAAUGAGUGUAGAUACAACACAUUUUGCUUCAUGACUGAUCGACUGCAAAUUUGGGGGUAAUAAGAUACAAGAAUAUAACUAGUUUCUACAAAUUUUUUUGUUUUACCAAUGUCGACAAUAUCUGCUUGUUCAAAUAAGUUAACAAAUGAACGUCAUAGUGGGAAUAUAUCGACUUCACUGAUUGAAAACUUUAAUAUACAUCAUCAUGGUGUUCACAGUAAUCAUCAUCAACAUGACAAUACUUUAUAUCCAAUGAAUCACAUGGCUACACCAAGUCCAUCUCCUUUUUCAAAUGAAAACUCAUCUGAACAACGUCGUCAAAAUACAUCGUUACCCGCACCGCAUUUAUUGUUGCAAUCGAAAUCAGAUUAUUCACGACCAUCUGUGUUAAACACACACAUUCAUAAUAGUAACAAUAAUAAUAGUAAUAGUAUUAAUCGUGCUAACAAUUCAUACUGUACAUCAAAUAGUUUAAACUAUUCAAAUAAUUCAGAGGCUGUGAAUUUGAAUCAUUGUGAUCAAACUAUGGAGAUUAAACAACCAUAUAUUAAUACAACAACACCUACUACUACAAUCACUAGUACUGCUGUUAGUGUUACGAAUAAUUAUCAUAAUGGUACAAGAAAUAAUUACAUUUAUCAACGUACUAAUUUACUGAAUUCUCAAUAUGAUCAGUUGACUGAUUCUAUAGCCUAUAAUGAUAGUAAUAAUAAUGAUAACAAUAAUAAUGAAUACAUGAAUUAUUCAAAUAUGCCAGAAAGUGAAUUCGGACAUUGGAAUACUAGUUCUCUUACAGAUGAUUUGAAAAUCAACUCUAGAUCAGGAUUUCGUCCUCAUCUGAUUGAUGAUACUCAACAAUUGUCGUCAUGUGUAAAUGGAUUUCCAGUAUUAUCACCUACUGGGAAUACAACGGUUUUCUCAAAUAUGAAUCGUUGUCCAACAACUUGUCCAACACCAAGACAUGACGAUCAUUCAGGGCAUCAAACGGGAUCUCAUAUAACUGCAAGUAGCCAUACACAACAUCAUGCAUUUCAAGCUAGUGGAUAUUGCAAUAUUGGAGAUAAUAUUUAUGAGAAUAGAACACAUAGCCCAUCUAAUUUGACUUGUGGACAAAAUAUACUUCACUCAAGAAUCAAUUGUGAUGUAAAGAAUCCACCCCAAGUUUCUAAUCGUUCUUCACGUAGUGCCUCCACACCAACACGAUUAUUGGUUGUUUCAACAGCAAGUCCGGUGACAAGUACAAUUACCAUGACUCCUGAUUCUUCAACUAUAGGUUUUUCAGGCAAUAAAUUUGGUUGUUCAUCAGAUGAUGGUGAAGCAUCACCGACGCCGACAUGUAGCAGUGGCUGUCCACAAACUCCAGGAAGAACAAGAAAACCUGCACCUACAUUAGCUACUGGGCGAAGAAAUCUGAAAGGCGAACUAGUUGAUCCAGAUGAAGCAGAUCGUCGAAUGAAACGACGUGAACGAAAUCGUAAAUCUGCACAAAAAUGUCGUGAACGUAAAGUUCAACGAACACAAGAAUUACAAUCACAAGUUGAAUGUUUACAAUUAGAAGCUAGUAGAUUAAUGCAAGAAUUAGAAAGUUGGCGUUCACGAGCAAAACAUUGUGUUAUAUUAUUACAACGUCAUUGUCCUGGAGUUGCUGUACCAUAUUUGUCAUGUUUAAAUGAAGUACCAGUAUGUUUAAAUAAUUUCAAAGAGCCUUUAGAUGAUUUAAAUGAUUUAUUAACAUCAGACAAGAAUAUGGAUUGUGAAAUUCAACAUUAUGAAUGGAAGACAAAAGCACUUGGGAAAACGUACACUAUAAAUGAAGUAUCAGAUGAAAAUUUCAUCUCUAAUGAAUCGUCAUCAUUACUUCCUCCAGUUAAUUUGUUACAUUCCCAUAUAACACCAAAUAGAUCAAAAUCUUUAUUUGGUUUCUCUUCAAAUAAUUCUGUAAAAGACAAUGAAAGUCGCAUUUUUACACAAAAUUCUGAAUCUAACAAAGUGUCGACUCUUAAUCAAGAAGAUCAUGAUAUCUCAGAUUCUAUGUUAAUUCCAAUGUCAAGAAGUACUUCACAAGUAUCUGUACGUGGUCCAGCCUCUGGUUCAUCAUCAUCAUCAUGCUCCACUUAUGAAUUAUCAUUUCCUUCAUUGGAAAAUAACUCUCAUAGUUUAAGUGAAGCUAUUGCAUUUAAAGAUUAUUCACAACCGAAUCUUAUAUCGAUUUUAGGCUCAAGAGAUAGAUCACGUCUAUUAAGUGGACAAGAUCUGUUAGAUAACAAUUCAACAAUAAUGAUGACAAAUAAAUCAAUCUCAGUCGGAAAUAGUACAGGGAAUAAUGACAGUAAUGGUGGUAAUAAUAAUAAUAAUCAACAAACAUGGGGCUUGGAAUAUCAUGAAUCAUCUGGGAAUAAAAGUAAUUCAAUGGAUUGUUCUAGUCCUUUAUCACCACUACCGACUACAUCUUCAACAAAUGUAACACUUAACCAAUUUCAAAAUAAUAGAGAAUAUCAAAUAAAAAUGGAGUCGAACUGUUAUGAUCCGCCUAGUAACAGUAGUAGUAACAAUACACAAAUGUCAAGUAAGACAUAAAACAACCAGAAGACAAUAAUCCAUUCUUGUUACUUGUCACCGAUUUAUUGAUUUACAGUAUUGAUGCUUCUAAUAGUACCAGGAUUUGAAGAGAAAUGAAGACAAUUCUAAACUGUAAUGUUUUUUUCCAAUCGAACGUGCAUAUGCUUCUCAUAGGACACUUCACUGAAAACUUCGUUAAUUCAACGUGGAUUCAUUCAUUGUUUUUUUUUAAUUAGGGAAAACAAGUAAAAUUCUUGACAUUUUACAUUGUUUUUGUCAACAUUUUUUAAUAUCAUUUUUAUCUCAAUAGGUUUAUUCAUAAUGUUGUCGAUGAUGGAUGAUAGUUCAGGGAAUCCGAAUUUUUUCUCCGUUAUAAUUUUUUUUCGAGACAUUUUCACUUGUCCACUUCUUUUUAAAGCGCCAUUACAUCUAUUUAUUACUCAUCCUAACACAUUACUAUUGUUAUCACAACAGUAGUAAUAAUAUGAUUUUUAAAAAAUUGCUUAAUAACAUUACUCUCAUUACUAAUACAAUUCCUGAUAUUACUGAUACUUUCCAUUAGUAGUAUUAGUUGUACGUUGAAUUUUUUCUUUUUCUAGUAUAUUGAAACAAAGUCGGUGACUACAUAGAACGUUUCCGGUGAUAACGGAUAAUAGGUAUUUCAACAAAAUUGCUUAACAUUUUGAUAAACACUUUUUUGUACGCUGUAUUUUCUUCCAAUCCAGUCAAAAUUAUUUGUAUUCACAGUAAGUUAUAUAGUGCUGUGAGGUGAUCCUGUUGGCUGAAAUUAUUCAGAAAUACAUCAUAUAAAAUAAGCAUUCAUAUACACAUAUAUGGGACAAUGGCCAAUUCAGGAAGGCAGCUUUGCUGUCAAACUUCUCUCAAGCAUUCAUAAGUUUAGCCUACUAUUACAAUUACUAUUGUUAGUGAUCUAUUCGAUUACAUUAAGUAGUAUAUUCACAACGUACAAGACGGCAAAGUUGAAGUCAUUAAUAACAUUCAAACCGGUUGUUGUUUGACUUUACUUAUGUCUCGGUUGUUCCCUUUUCUAACAGUUUUUUUUCUACAAUAACUUUUUUUGUUAAAGGACGUUAUUUCUUAUUGUGUUAUCUAAUAUUUACUAUUGGCUACUAAUGUUAAUUUCAUAAUUUUUUUGUUAUUACUAGUGUACCGCUUACACUAUCCAUUAUUAUUAUUAUUAUCUGCUGUUUAUAUACUGACUUAUUCAAUAAUUUUGAAAUGUAUUCAUUAAAACAUGAAUAUUCCACGUAGUGCCUAAAAGCCCUACUCCUUACAUCUCCCUGAUACCAGUGCAAUGAUAAUAUUUAUACAUUACGCAUGUGCGCUGCUUCUGUUAACACAUACAUACUACUCAAAUGGAUUAGUAAUCAGUAUAUUAACUUAUACUGAAAAAGUGUUUCAUUAUUUUAUUCACAAUAACUUCGAUAUUAUAAUUAUUAACGUUAUUUAAUCGGUUUCUAUUUUCUUUUUCUUGUGAUGUUUCUAUUCCUCUUCAUUAUUAUUGUUUUAACCUAGCAAAUCUUAAAUUGUAAACAUCGGUGGAUUUUUACUACGCCUCAAUUUAGUAAUGAUUUUAUUAUUAUUAUUAUUACAAAAAUACACACAUAUUUAGCUCAAUUAUUCUCAAAUGAUUUAUUUGUUAAAUUACUUGUCACGGUCUUGAUUUUUGAAGAGGAGUUAUGAUAAUUGAAAUGGUGAUAAUACAAUAAGGGAAGAUAUUGUUUCUCUUUUUCUUACAUUCAUUCUUUCAUCAUUUAGUUGAUCUAAUAAUCAACUAUUUAGUCUGUUUAUUAUUUCAUUGUCUUUAUCAUUAUGGGUUUUAUUGAUUUUGAAUUGCUUUUUUUUCUCUGCCUUCAUUUAUAAAAAAAAAUAAGUUGAGCAUUAUUGCUAAUUAAAUAAUUUACUUAUUUAUUCAUUUAUUAAUUAAUUAAUAACAUUAUUAUUUGGUAUCAUUGUUAUUAUGACACUGUUAUUCAUUUUGAGUUUUUCGUAAACAGUAAAUUAAUUAAUUAAUUAAACACUAUUCAUGGAUAAAAUGGUUGAAAAUCAAGUAUAUGGUCUUUCUGCUUUCAAUUGUCAAAUCUUUCUUCUAUUUGAAUUAGUUCCUGGGAUUUAAGCAUUUACAUGGAUGUAUCAUUUUCAUACGACACAAGAAUGAUACAUUUCAUUCCACUUAGUCAGGUCACAUGACACUCUUGGACAAGAUGAUUUUGCAUGCUGUUAUAAGUGUAUGGUGGUUGUGACUUCCCAGUUACAAACACGGAAAAAGAAGCAUACUUCUUCCUGAGGAACCCGGUGGAGAAGUUGGACUAGUAGUGACCUUUUCGACAGAGAAAUGCGACUGCAGAGGCCUAUAGACAACUGUUCACAGUCAGUUACACACUGCAGUUUUGUAGAUUUAUUUGAAAUUAUCAAAUCAAACUUUGGUAUCGAUACCUACAGUUCUGUAAAUAGUUUCUGAUGCGUUUUCUUCAUCCGUCUGAGGCCUAACCACAGGGACUGGAGAUACAUAUGGUGUGGUAAAUCUAGGAGGGACUUUUUCAACCCCUCCCUUCGUUAGAAAGGUAGAGAUGUCGAUAUUGGUUGCUGGGGGAAACUCGUCACUGUUCUCACUUUCCUGUACAGCCGAGAUUUAAGUUACUGUUGCUUAGUCUUUCUGUUUUCCAGCCGACCUAGAUGGUAUGUUAAGACCCAUGGAUCAACAGUCCCAGCAAAUUUAGACCAUCCUAGCGUGCAAACCAUAUCAGGGUGGCAUGAUUCGCGUGUUGAACUUUUACUGUCCUGAGGCUUAACUAUUUACAUCUGUAAAGAAAAAAGACUACUGUGUGGCGAGCUGUACUAUUCAUUAGCAUAGUAAUUUUGCUGACACCACAUGGGAAGAUAUCGGUUGCAUUUUGGUUCGGGCAAGGAUAUAUGUGUGUGUUCCUUUAGGUAGGUGAAUAUUUUGUUUGCUUACAAAGGCCUACUCUAACUGUACGGCCUUUUUCUAGCAUAAAAUCGCUUUGGCCUUGUUUGAUGUGUCAGUAGUACUCCUUUAUGCACAAUCUAUGGUGACAAUCGUCAGAAUCUUUUGAAUCAGUGUCUAAGGACCUGAAUAUCUUAGUGGUAACGUAUCUGACUGAUAAUGGAUGAAGUGGACAAGUAUACAAUGGAGAGUGUCAUUUUCCUCAAGAUGAUAUGUGAGCCUCAAUGAUGAUUAACAGGUAGUACAUAAUCUGAUUUUCGAAUGUUCUGUCGAUUGAAUUUAACAGUCUCAUGUUUACUUUAGUUUUUCAGCAUGACAUGAAAGUAAAUUGUUCUGACUGAAAAUAGCGAUUAUUUUCCUGGAAGUGGUAACUGUGUUGUUGUUCAUAACGUAAGUUCAUUCCAAAAUAUACAUUCAAUCAAACACUUUCCUAUGAAUACUAAAACACAACAGCUAUGAAUAUGUUUUUAUCACGGUAAGUAGCAGAGAGAUUGAAAGCAGUGAGUAAAUUUCUGUUUGAACAAGUGGAAUUGGUUCUACUGCUGGAUUAGAUUAUUUUGAAAAAUAAUUUCUAACUACCUUCGGGGAUCAUUUUUAAAGGUUCACUGUUGUAAUAUGAGAUUUGAUCCAACUACUAUGAGGGUUUCGAACUUUUUGCCAACCUUUCUGUGCAGGAAGGGAUAAACACUGUAAAUAAAGCUGUGAGAUAUUAUGAUUUAUUUAUAAAUGGUUAGACUAAUUCGGACAGAAAGAUGUAGAUGGAACUACCCUAUUUGGUAAAAAAGUGCAUAUAUGAUCACUUCCCACACAUGUGUUUCAGAUUUACCAAACUGUUUUAAGAUAUCAUUUGGUCUGUCUGAUAAUAUUGUAGAAUCAAUGGAAAUGGUUUCACUCAUAUUAGAUCAUUUUGAUUUGUCUAGUAGGUCGCUAAUUGUUUCGAGAGAAAGUUAUUACUGAUGAUUAGCAAUAAACGUGAGAGUUAUUCACUUCAUUUUUUAACCAGCACACUGAUAUUUCAAAGAAUAUCAACAAUAUGUUUCCCUUGUAAGUGGAAAACCAAUCAUUGAC